AGAUAGGUAAAUUUUCCGGGAAAUCAGCUGUUGGGAAAACGCAUGCUCGGUUCGUCUGAAGUAAAAUGGUGGUUUUGUCUUAGAAAGGAAGAAAGAAGCCAUAUAAAGUUUCUAAAAAUACUUGAUUUAUGAACCUAAAUGCCUUACGAUAUGUCAUCUAAUGCAGAAAGUCCAGCCAAUAGACUCAAGUCUUACAAAAACAAAGCACUAGACUCACAGGAACUCAGACGAAGGCGUGAAGAGGAGGGGAUCCAGCUCAGGAAACAGAAAAGAGAUGAACAGCUUUUUAAAAGGAGGAAUGUUUCCAUGCCAACUGGGGGUCCAGAGGAUUUUGCUGGAGGAAAUAUCCAUGACAACACAGUUAGCUCAACCCCAUACACCGGAGGCAUUACUCAGGAAAUGAUCCAAGUGUUGUACAGUGAAAAUGUGGAGGAACAAGAAGCAGCCACACAGAAAUUUAGAAAACUCCUCUCCAGAGAACCAAACCCACCUAUAGAUGAAGUGAUUCAGACAGGCAUUGUUCCCAGAUUUGUGGAAUUUUUACAGAAAGAUGGCAACUGCUCUUUACAAUUUGAAGCUGCCUGGGCCCUGACAAACAUAGCAUCAGGAACCUCCCUACAAACCAGAGUGGUGAUAGAAGCAGGUGCUGUGCCAAUAUUUAUAAAAUUACUGGCAUCAGAUAUAGAGGAUGUACAGGAACAGGCUGUAUGGGCUUUAGGGAACAUUGCUGGAGACAGUCCGGAGUGUAGGGACUACGUACUGAAUGAAGGCAUUCUGGUCCCCCUGUUACAGUUAUUAAGCAAAAAUACAAGCAGUUUAUCUAUGACAAGGAAUGCUGUAUGGUGUUUAUCUAAUUUGUGUAGAGGAAAAAAUCCUCCUCCAGAUUUUGCAAAGGUAUCUUCCUCGUUGCUUGUGUUAUUAUGGGGCCAUAAUUUGGCUGUGCUGUUCCACACAGACAAGGAUGUGCUAGCUGAUGCAUGCUGGGCAUUAUCUUACCUCUCUGACGGUCCCAAUGAAAAGAUUCAGUCUGUGAUAGAUUCAGGGGUGUGUCGCCGACUGGUGGAACUUCUCAUGUACACACAUCAGAGUGUAGUCUCUGCGGCCCUCAGAGUUGUUGGAAACAUAGUUACUGGAGAUGAUUUUCAAACACAGAUUAUUUUGAACUGUUCUGCCCUGCCGUGCCUGUUACAUUUACUCAGUAGUUCUAAAGAAUCAAUACGCAAGGAGGCAUGUUGGACGAUUUCAAAUAUCACAGCAGGAAACAGAAUGCAAAUACAGUGUGUCACACUCAUUAUAAGGUUUUUGGUAGACCAGGACUGUAUUCCUCCUCUAUGUGAUUUACUGACAGUGAUGGAUGCUAAAAUUGUACAGGUGGCUCUUAAUGGGCUGGAAAACAUUCUACGACUGGGAGAGCAGGACGCGAAGAAUCAUAAUGGAACAAAUCCUUAUGCUGUCUUAAUUGAGGAAUGUUAUGGUCUAGACAAGAUAGAAUUUCUACAAAGUCACCAGAACAGAGAAAUCUACCAGAAAGCUUUUGACAUGAUUGAGCGAUAUUUUGGAACGGAGGAGGAAGACAAAGCAGUAGCCCCUCAACUGGAUGAAAACGCUCAGCAGUACGAAUUUAACGCCCCUGCUGAAAAUGUUCCGAUGGGUGGUUUCCAGUUCUAGGAGGUGCUGUUGUAUUGGCUAGAACUGUUGAGAUAUGGUGAAGGAGGAUAAAGAGUUACAGAGCAUUAUGAAAGACAUUGUCAUCUCAUAAGAACAAUCUGGUAUUUCUACCUCCGUGUAGAUUAUUUCAUCGCGGGUUGGGGAUGUUAAGAGGCAUUUCAAAUAAUCAAUUUUGUUAUCUUUCAUACAGUGAAUUGUAAAAUUUAAUUCAAUUUAUUUUUUUAAAAGAAGGCCUACUGAUGGAUUAAUCUGGCCCUGUAAAAUUUCUUUAAUACUGAUCAACGUGAAAUGGAACUCGGAAAUUUUCACAUCUUGUGAUUGGUCUUCAACAAAACUACUUUGUAGUUAAUGCUUAAUAUUUGAAAGCAAAACCAAAUAAUCCAAAAUGUUGACAACAGUUUCAAGAGAGAAUAUUUAAUUAUAUUUUAUAAGUAAACACUUGAAUGUAUAAAGUUAUUUGUGAGCAAAUGUAAAAAUUUCACAGGUUCAUUUGCCCAGUCUUUCUUAUUUCAGAACUAUUGAGAAAUAUGACAGAUAAUAAGAGUACUUAGUUUAACUUGGAAACUGAUCAAAUGCUGACAUUUUAUUAAAAUGGAAAUUUUCAGGGCUGCAUUAUGCAAAAGAGAAUCAAGAUUUUUACUUAGGAUACUUAGUUUCCACUGGUUCUUCAGAGUAAACAAUUUCAGAGCAUGGAGUUAUCACCCCCGUUUCUAAACGUAAAUGUUUGUUGUUGUUUUAUGUAAGAAAUUAUUUUUUAAGUAUCAUGCAGAUUAUGUACCUGUUGUGAUUUUUUGGAAUGUUUGUAUUCUUAUAUGGAGCUUAAUAUAUUCAUUCUGUUUCAUUCUUUAACAUUGGUAUUUUUCCUGUUUUUUUCUCUCUUCUCUGUUUAAAAGCCCUGCAUACUGCAUACUAAAUGUUGUUUUGGUUUCCAUUUAUUUUUCAGUUCUUUAUAAACUUCUGUUAUUAUAUUAAAUUGUCAUACAGAAUCUCUGUGUCAAAUGACAGCUCUUUUAGCAAAGAUUUUUUUUUUUCAAAACCCAGUGAUUUAAAAGUAUAUUAAUUAGGCCCCUUCUCUCCUAGGUUAGAUUUCCUCUGCUUUUUAUGUACAUGGGAGUAUAUAGUUAGGUUAUCUUGUACGUCUCUGUUUGUAUUUUUACCUCACAUCUCUGUCCUUGUAGAUAUCCUAUUGGGAUGUAAUGAUAUAUGUAUAUCAUACUUGAUAACUUGAUUACAAAUCUGUAUUUGUAUGUUGAUACUGUUUGAAAUGACAAAGGAAUAUGACAAUAUCUUGUUACCAAUUUUAGAGUCACUUUUUGUAUGUUAUUUCAACAUGUUGUUAGAUUUAAUAAUUUCUUUUGAUUAUAAACAAUUCCAAAGUUCUUGCAGAGGUAUUUUUAAGCUUUCUUUUUUGUCUCGAUGCACAAUUAUUUUUGAACAAAUAAGAACUAUGUCAGAUUAUUCGAAGCCAAUGAAAUACUUGUAUUUCACAGAAUUAUAAAAGGUACAAUAAUUACAAUUAUUUUUUAAUGUAAUGAAAGUUAUGAUAAUUUUCUCUAAUAUUAAUUUGGAAGCUGGAUGUGUAUCAUUUUCUUUGAAUCUUAAUUUAAAUAUGGUUAGUGUUAAGCAUCUCUUUUGUAUUAUAAUAAGAAAAGAUUUUGGUUUGUUAAGUAAUAUUUGUAUAUCAUUACAUCUCUUUUGUUUUGUAAAUAUGCCAAAGAAGUUAAACAAAAAGGUCAUAUGAAAACACAACUUAUAGAUAUAACUUUUAGGAAAGGAAAAAUGAAAUUUGAAUGACUUAUUGUCACAUGUCAAAUGUAUAUUUACACAACCACAAAAACAACCUCCGAUGAUUACAGAAUACAUGCUGAGAAUUAUCAGCCACACACACGCAUGCGCCACUGCCAUUCUGUACAAAUCAAGGACAAUUACACAUGUAUUAAACAUGAAAAUAUUUGCCCUAUAUUUAUACUCUUUGCCCUCAGGAUUGAGUGUUCAUGAUUUCAGAGUAAAGCCCCAAGAUCUCAACUUUUUUUAAAUCGCCCUGUUGUGAAGGGCAUGCAAAAUUGAGUUUCUUUUUAUAAUUGUUAUUUUUUUUUCAGUUGCUAUGAUAGCAAAUGGUGCUUUUUAUAUAAGGAUGAAAUUUUCUUAUUUUUGUUAAAUCUUAAUGAAGAGUGAAUGGAAUUUCUUAUGAAAAAAAUCCAGUUAUUGAGAUAGGCAUAAUAAAGUCAAAGGUCAUGUAAGACCUCAAUGUCAAAGCUGCUGACCCAGGUAGAAGGGAUCAAGAUGUAAAUGCCCAGCGGUCAAAGAAGAGUUUCUGCCCCUUUAGAAGGUUGUCAAACAACAGUGCCCCCUGUGAAGUAAAUGGUUCCAUUGGGAGGGGGGUCCUCACGGACAGUAAACAGUUCCAUGGGAAGGGGGGUCCUUCAGGUCGGUGAACACUACCCCAGGGCCCCAGAUAAAAAUAACACACGUCAGGGAAAGAAAAGUUCCCAGUAACAUAACACCAAACGCACACAGAUGACAUUUUAUUCCACACUGUCAAUUGUCAAGUCAAACGUGUGACCAUUUAUUAUGAAUAAAUCAUUAAACCUC
Molecule: messenger RNA, 4260 nt
Organism: Saccostrea cuccullata (small rock oyster)
Lineage: Eukaryota; Metazoa; Mollusca; Bivalvia; Ostreida; Ostreidae
Product: importin subunit alpha-7-like
Exons: 15
Coding region: 139-1668 (509 amino acids)
Biological process (GO): NLS-bearing protein import into nucleus
Cellular component (GO): nucleus; cytoplasm; nucleoplasm
Molecular function (GO): nuclear import signal receptor activity; protein binding
Source: RefSeq, a predicted model, not a curated record